Messenger RNA from Rhizophagus irregularis DAOM 181602=DAOM 197198, 892 nucleotides. RefSeq lists its product as uncharacterized. NCBI's taxonomy places the organism in Eukaryota, Fungi, Glomeromycota, Glomeromycetes, Glomerales, Glomeraceae. The record is from RefSeq and is a predicted model, not a curated record.
AAAAAAAAAAAAGUCAUAAUUAAUCCUAUCCAAAUAAUUUAAUCCCUGGUGGAUUUUUCUCUUUUGAAAUAAAGCAUCCCACUUUUCAUUCUUUUUAAUAAAAUCCCUUUACCUUUCAAAUUAAUUAAAAAAUCUUUCUUUCUCAACUUCCAUCAAUAAAAUAAAAAUGGUUAAUACUUCGUGGAUCUUAUUAAACACGCUGCGCGUGCUCUCAAUCUUCUCAUUGAUGCUAGUAAUAGCAACAUGUAUAAUAGUAAAUGUAAAAGGAUUUCAUGGCUUGGGCCGAAGUAAUACAAUAUUCCAAUUUUUCGUUCGAUGCUUUAUUGCUAUAGAAGCAUUGAUCUUAAUAUUCACAGAAUUGGGAUGGCCAAAACGAAUUUUCGCUUGGUUCCCAAUGUUGGACUCAUGGACUUUCUUCGGUUUCUUACAAAUUUCAAUGGGCUCACUUAUUCUUGGAUAUGAUAGUGGAAUAAAUAGUCAAAAUUUUUUGGGUCAAAGUUUAUUCAUUUUUAUUGUUGUGCCUGGUUGGUUUGUAUUUAUAAUUGGAAUAAUUUAUAUGUUAUGUGGUACUUUCGGUGGUAAAUCCUUAAAAAAUAAACGAGUAAUUGGUAGAGGUUCUGAAAAAUCUUCACCUCCUUCUUAUACUGUAUAACUAAAUUAAUUAUUCGCCAUUCGGUUUAAAAAAAUUUGUAUUCAGCGUGAAGAUAUUAUGUAAUUCAUGUUUAAAAUUAUUUCUUUCUGACUUUAUAAUACUUUAUAGAUUUUUCCUUAAAAAAAAGUGGAUGUAAAUUAUAAUAAAGAGAAAAAUCAACCAAAAGGGUUUGAUAAUAGGAUUAACUAUUUUAUCGUAUUACAAAAUGAAAAUAUAAAUUGAUAUAAAUUGUAAAAAAUU